This is a messenger RNA of Planococcus citri (citrus mealybug), 702 nucleotides long. It is a transcript of the gene Alg13, whose product is annotated as Alg13 UDP-N-acetylglucosaminyltransferase subunit. Bases 192 to 695 code for a protein of 167 amino acids. The record is from RefSeq and is a predicted model, not a curated record. Gene Ontology annotation, biological process: dolichol-linked oligosaccharide biosynthetic process. Gene Ontology annotation, molecular function: hexosyltransferase activity. The transcript is spliced from 2 exons. Lineage: Eukaryota; Metazoa; Arthropoda; Insecta; Hemiptera; Pseudococcidae.
UAUCAAUUUUUCACUUCAAAAUUUUUUCGUCAAUUUGAAUUCGAAUUUGAUUUUUGAUUCGAAAAAUUCAAUUUUAAAGCAUCGCUGACGAUUGAAUAAAAAUUUCAUGUGCUGCAAAAUAAAUUACAUCGAUAUCUAGCCAACUUCAUGCGUUUGUGAUAUUACAGGAAAGUGAAAUUUCUUCAGAAAAUAUGGAAUUUAAAAACGUAUUUGUUACAGUAGGAACAACAGAAUUUCAAAAUUUAAUCGAUACCGUCACUAGUCCCGACAUAUUACAGAUUCUGAAGAGAAAAGGCUGCAAAAAUUUGAAAAUUCAGUACGGAUCUGGUGAUUGCUCGCCCUCAAUCGACGAUGAUGUGAUUUUCAUCGAAUGCUACGGGUACAAAGAUUCUCUACACGAUGAUAUGUCAGAAGCAGAUUUAAUUAUUAGCCAUGCUGGAGCUGGUACUUGUUUAGAAGCUCUCGAAUUACGUAAACCUUUAAUCACUGUGAUAAAUGAUGAGCUUAUGCACAAUCAUCAAACAGAAUUGGCGGAGAAAUUAUCUGACGAAGGAUAUUCUUUUUGUUGUACUUGUAGUUCGCUAAGUGACGUUUUACAGAAUUCCAAAUUCGAUAACCUAAAAACCUUUAUUUAUGAUAAUGAUAAAAAAUGUGCAGCAUACGUUGAAAAACUACUUUGUAAUAAAAUCAUUUAAAACUUUA